AUGUUCAGGCUCAGCGAUUUACGCAGCCGAAAACCACAAGAAAGCGAUGAGGAGGACUUGAAGAAGUUUCAUUUACAACUUCGUUCGUUAGUUAACGAGGAGCAUAACCCACGACGGCAGUCUUUUAGGCGUCGAAGCUUACUUAUGCUUCUUUCAACCUCAAACAGUUUUCGAGAACAACUGUUGUUCUUGAGGAAACGUCAAAAUACCAAUGAGAUUUUAUCUGCCUCUAAUUACUUCACAAUUCUCCAUUCAGAGUUGUCUUAUGUUUUAAAGCAGUCUUUUGAAGAGGAUUACAGAAAGCUAGCAGAUUUCCUUAGUAAGUUGUUUAUUUUAACAUCGGUUAUUGUAGACUUUCCGGAAAUUUUGGCAGAAUUAUUAGUGUCUGAUGUGGACACAUUUGGUGUUCAUUGUUCUCAAGAAAGUGUGGCUGUGCGCAAACUGAUAGCUAAUGCGCUGACAAAUCUCACUUAUGGUGAUCUACAGAGAAAGCGCCGCCUGUGUAACUACCCUAACUUCAUCGAAUGCGUUAUCAGAAUUAUUGACGAGAUGCAGAUCUUAGCUCAAGUGUACGCAGCUCUUCUGCGCAACUUGUCUUGGAAUGCAGAUUCUGAGAUGAACACUCAAUUGUGCCUCACGGUACCUGUCCUUGCCCAAGCUUCUUUGCGUGCUUAUUCAAUCAAGAAUUUGAAAUGCCUCUGUUCCACACUAUGUGCUCUUUGGAAUCUUUCAUUUUCUGUCCAGAAUCAAAGAGCUAUUUGUGAACAUCCACAAUUUCUGGAAAUGCUAGUCGAUUUGCUUGUAGAUGAUCCGCAGCUUACGCCAUUAGUAGAGUCUGCUACCGGUGUCUUAAAAUACGCAUCUUUAAGUUUCGCAGCGAUUGAUAUAAACAAGUACUUACCUACCUCCUCUUUACAUAAGAUGGUGCUGCGUUUAAUUGAUCUUUUACGGAGUUCUUCUUUUACGGUUAUUGCGAACUGCCUGUUCGUUCUUCUGCAACUUAUGAAGAUUAAUUAUCACUUGAGAGCACAAGUGAAGUAUAUUUUGCACCGAUUACGGGAUUCAAAGCAUACAGAAGUAAAUAGUGCUAUAAAAACCAUUAUUGAUCAGCUAAAUGAAACGGACACUAGUUGUUUAUCAUCUGGUUUGUACGGGGGCACGCAUGCUGGUGCGCCUUCAGCUUUUGGUCCUACAAGCAUGCUUUCUUCUUACGGAGGUAUCGGCGUCCCAGCUUCAUCGUUUUUUGACUCCUCUCGUCUUUUGAAAAUUCGUUCCAUGCAGUCCGAUAUGUCGGGUUACUACCCUUCCUCCAUUGAUGGAAAUAGUUCCAGAAUGUUUAGCUGUCCUGCGCCGUUGAGUGUGCCUUCUGUUCCUUAUGGCUUUGCUCCACGUCCUGGCACUGUUCAGCCUCCGCAGUUUAAUUCUCUUCCGCGUCACUGCUACCAAAACAGUGAUCCUCCUGGCAUUACAGUUCCACAUGACUCAGCUGAGCACUUUAACCAAGAAAUGAGCUCUCAGCCGUUUAAUAAUGGAAAUGCUGCAAGUACAAGCACGAGAAGGUCUGAAGUAUCUGACUUCAAUUACUCCCAAAAAAAUGCGUUCAGAGGUUCAGAAACAUACGGGAUUGGUUUUAAUGGGUCUAAUCCCGAUUUGUGCGAUCUUGGGGGCGACGAUGAUCCAUCUUUUGAGAUUGAAGAAAGUGUUCGUUGUACCAGAGGGUCUAGCACUCAAUCACUUUCUUCAUUGCUUCCGGGUGAAAAAAGUGGAUGGAAUAGCUGCAACAAUUCCGCAGUCAAUAGCAACCGACUGUCACCUGUUAGUGCUUCUGAAUUACCUGACUCUCCGACUCAGUAUGCGGCUUCAAAAAAUAAGGAAAAUUUAUCUGGACAAACUUCUGAGGGAGUUAGUGGACCAACAGAAAGCAGUUAUGAAGGUGAUGGAGCAGAUUUGCCGUCCGAUAGCACUGAAAAAGUGUUGCAGACUGCAUCUAGGUUGGACAGCUGGUAUCUCAGUGAUGAAAAAAGCAGCUCAAACGCAUUUAGCGGUAAAGCAAUGGAUGUUGAAGAAAGCUCUCGAAGUCAGCAGAGUUCCGUGAAUGACGAGGACGAUUACGGCAGCUUCAAUGGAACUGCUGACUCUGAACUUUUGAAUCAGUCUAUAGAAGCUGUAAUGCCUAAAAGGUUGGAGGUGAAUGAUGAAUUUCUUUCUGAUAUGAUAGAACAAGCGCAGCCGAAGCCUUCGCCUGUACCGAGAAAAAUGUUUAGUGAAAUUCGUAACUUUUCUUCCGCGUCUACUAGUAGAAUGCAUUCGGAUUCUUCCAGCAUGCGAAAGUUGCAAGCUCAUGCUGAAUGA
This is a messenger RNA of Enterobius vermicularis (human pinworm), 2352 nucleotides long. Lineage: Eukaryota; Metazoa; Nematoda; Chromadorea; Rhabditida; Oxyuridae. The record is from the annotation of a GenBank genome assembly.